This is a messenger RNA of Dalotia coriaria, 1230 nucleotides long. RefSeq names its product retinol dehydrogenase 12-like. The record is from RefSeq and is a predicted model, not a curated record. Lineage: Eukaryota; Metazoa; Arthropoda; Insecta; Coleoptera; Staphylinidae.
CGCGGGUACUUAACAUUUUCUUAAUUGCACCAAAACAAACAGUCUGCUCGACCUUCGGAGUCGAAGAGGAUGAGCCUUGAGAGACCACGGCGCGGCGCACAAGUGCGCGAUUAGAGCACGCACGGAGAUAAGUCCCAACGCGCGCGUGUUAUAAAACCGUCCGCCGACGUCUACGACGAUCAAUCCGAUAAGUCUAACCGAUAAGUCGUCAUCAUGCUGUACGUUAUCUUCGGCUACGUGCUGGCGAUUCUUCUCGCCGUGAAGAUAAUUUUCAAGUUGACAAACGGAGUGUGUCGUUCCAACACCUGCCUCGUCGGCAAGACAGCACUGAUUACCGGCGGCAAUUCAGGCAUUGGUUUCGAGACUGCGUUGGGAUUAGCGGCGCGUGGUUGUCGUGUUAUCAUCGCCAGUCGAACCAGUAGUGAUCGGCAAGUUGACGAUAUUUUUAAAGCUACUGGAAACGCGAAUGUGCUUGCAAAACGCUUGGAUUUAGCGUCUUUAGCGUCGGUGCGCGCGUUUGCCGCUGACCUACUCGCUGAGGAAGAGCGUCUGGAUAUCCUGGUCAAUAAUUCCGGAGCGGCAGGGCUUGGUAACGUCUUCAGUGCAGACGGACUACAGACUGUCAUGCAGAUAAACCAUUUUGGACCAUUUUUGCUCACUCACCUUCUAAUACCUCUUUUAAAGAAAACGCCAGGAUCACGUAUACUCUUCACCAGCUCGAUGUUGUCCUUUACCAACAACCUGGAUGAUCUGGAGAACCUUAACCGGCCUUAUAAGGACCGAAAUGUCGAAAUUGAUAAACUAACCGACUUCCGUAUAUAUUCCAACAGCAAACUGUGUAAUAUUAUUUCUGCACGAUAUUUCGCGAAGAAACUACGUGGUGAAGGUAUAACCUCCAACUCACUUCAUCCCGGUGUGGUGCACACACCAAUUUAUGGUCACGCUUUUUCGAAACAUGUACCACAAUUCUGCACCGCCAUUUUCUAUUCGCUGCUUGGUUUUCUCUUGAAGGAUCCGUUCGAGGGAGCACAAACCACGUUACACGUGGCACUCUCACGCGAUUUAGAUCAAGUCAGUGGAAUUUUCUGGGAUUGCAUUUCGUUCAUCAUGCCACGCGCUGCUCGAAAUCCCGACUUGUGCCAGAAAGUGAUAAACGAAUCAAUCCGAUUGGUCAAGUUGACUAACGAGGAAAUGUUGUAAAUUUUAUAAGCAAUAAAUGGUUAUUUAUGA